UUUUCCAGUUAAAUUUUUACGUUUAUAACAGGAUGGCGUCCAUGACAAGUUUAUUUAUCCUAUUUGCACUCAUUUUCCAUAUACAAGCAAUUUCUAACGCACCUGAAGUAUUUCCACAAACAAAUCCAGGACAAGAGCUCCAAGAUUCAUCAGUACAUGUGGAUAAAAACAAAGAUUACUGUCCACCAUUUGGAUCACCAGAUGUACAAUUUAAAGUAAAGGUGAUAGGCACUUACGAUCCACCGGCAGGUGGAUGUGCUUCCAUGCAACCAGACAGUGGCGAUAUUGUACCAGCGUUUAAUUUGUGGCUGGGCGAUCUCAAAUAUGGCAUUGGAAGUUGCGAAGAAACGGUACUUGAUGCAGAUAUGCACCACUACGUGUUUAAGUGUUUAUCAAAACAACCAUUCGUAGAAUAUGAAUAUAUUAAAGGUUGGUAUGUUCAACUAUACAACAAAGGUGCCAAAAAAAAUAACUACAGAUGUAGCUUGUAUAAAAUACUCAAUGAUGAACUACGAUCAAUCAAGAUGGUGGUUAGUGGAGACGAAUGGUGUGAUGGUCUGCCACAGAUGUUGGAAAGUGAAGAAGACGCAGGACCUAAUAGAAAUGCUUCGAUAGGUUCUUUUGGUCUUUUAUUUACUAAGAAUGUGGUACAUCCAUUACCAUCACAGGAUGUCAAAAGAUGGUCAGGGAUAAAAGACGGUAAAUAAAGGUUUGUGUGUGUAAGCCAACGAUUAUAAAACCUAAUAAUUUGUUUUUGCGAAAGGU
Molecule: messenger RNA, 765 nt
Organism: Rhopalosiphum padi (bird cherry-oat aphid)
Lineage: Eukaryota; Metazoa; Arthropoda; Insecta; Hemiptera; Aphididae
Exons: 4
Coding region: 33-707 (224 amino acids)
Source: RefSeq, a predicted model, not a curated record